Messenger RNA from Brenthis ino (lesser marbled fritillary), 552 nucleotides. The record is from the annotation of a GenBank genome assembly. NCBI's taxonomy places the organism in Eukaryota, Metazoa, Arthropoda, Insecta, Lepidoptera, Nymphalidae.
AUGUUAAUGCAAUCUAUUAAGAUAUCUCUUUUAAGAGGACCACCUCGGCGCGGGGCAGGCGGCGGGCGUGGGGCGCAGCGCGGCGCAGUGUCGCACGCGCCGCCCGCGGCCGCACCCGUGUCGCCGCCCGAGCCGCCCGCCGCCCCCCGCCCCCGCAACACGCGUGCGCUGGGCGCGUCGCGCGGGCCGCGGGCCCGGCCCGCGAGCCUGCUGCUGCUCGCCGCGUGGCUGGCGGCCGUCGCCGCAGACCUAGCCUGCCCACAGGAGCCCCCGCCGCCGCAUCUCUGCUCAUCUUGCCGCUCCUACGAGAACGCCCGAGAGCACAGCCUCCGAGUUAUCAAGGAAAGUUUACUAGCUAAGCUAGGAUUUGCGCAAGCGCCGAACACUACCGGACGCCAGUUGCCACGAGUGCCGGCGGAUCUCAUGGAGCGGUUCGAGAGAAGACCGCCGCCGGCUGGCGUGCAAGCUGACGCACCGGCUCUCUCUUUUGUAACUCACACCGAGCAGGACGAUUUCCUUGCUCGCACCGAAAACGUCCUCGUAUUUGCUCGU